This is a messenger RNA of Pseudozyma flocculosa PF-1, 474 nucleotides long. RefSeq lists its product as uncharacterized. NCBI's taxonomy places the organism in Eukaryota, Fungi, Basidiomycota, Ustilaginomycetes, Ustilaginales, Ustilaginaceae. Bases 1 to 474 code for a protein of 157 amino acids. The transcript has 2 exons. The record is from RefSeq and is a predicted model, not a curated record. Gene Ontology annotation, molecular function: zinc ion binding; nucleic acid binding.
AUGUAUCCCUCUCGCAUCCGACCGCCGUCCGGAUCGUCGUCGGGCGGCGGGCCCGCACGCAAAGUGUGCCAGAAGUGCGAGCAGACGGGCCACGCGACGUGGGAGUGCAAGAACCCGCGCCCCUACAAGUCGCGGCCCACGCGCUUCCAGACGCUCUCGGACCCCAAGCUCGACCGCAAGAUACGGCAGAAGCAGCUCGCCGUACAGGUCUCGCUCGCGGUCCACCUCCCGAUCAAGGUCCAGCUCCUCGACUCGCUCUUUGUCCUCAAGGUCAAGAUCAAGGUCAAGGUCAAGGUCGAGGUCGAGGUCAAGGUCCUACUCCCGCUCCCGCUCCCGCUCUCGCUCUCGACCCCGUUCCCUGUCCCGCUCUCCAUCCCGCUCCCGGUCCCGUUCAGCAACGCCGCGCAACAAACGGCAACGCCGUCAACGAUCGACCAGCACCUCCUCCUCUGCAUCUCGCAGUCCGGCCCGUGA